Messenger RNA from Brassica rapa (field mustard), 990 nucleotides. Its product is annotated as octanoyltransferase LIP2p, chloroplastic. Gene Ontology annotation, biological process: protein lipoylation. NCBI's taxonomy places the organism in Eukaryota, Viridiplantae, Streptophyta, Magnoliopsida, Brassicales, Brassicaceae. The record is from RefSeq and is a predicted model, not a curated record. Gene Ontology annotation, molecular function: lipoyl(octanoyl) transferase activity.
AUGGAGUCACUUCAUCGAGUAGAAACACUACUCUCUGGGCUCCAUCAUUGCCCUCGUACGAGCGCCAACAGAAACAGAGUAUUCAGAUCCGUGAAGGUCUUCAGCAACCCAAGAAAGUGUCAGUGUUUUGAUCUACACGACAAGUUGGUUCCGUACAAGAAAGCUUGGACAUGGCAGAAACGCAUCGUCGAACAGAAAAAGACACUGAUUGAUAGAAACCAAGACUGUCCUGACACUGUGAUUUUAUUACAACACGAUCCUGUUUACACAAUGGGGACUGGCAGCUCAGAGGAUUAUCUCAAUUUCGACGUAAAGGAUGCUCCUUUCGAUGUGUAUCGAACUGAGCGUGGUGGUGAAGUCACUUACCAUGGUCCUGGUCAGCUAGUUAUGUAUCCUAUAAUCAAUCUUCGGAAUCACGAGAUGGAUCUUCAUUGGUACCUCAGGACACUUGAAGAGGUUGUCAUUAAUGUUCUUUCCUCUGCUUUCUCUAUCAAAGCUUCACGUGUUGAUGGUUUAACUGGAGUUUGGGUUGGCAACCAAAAAGUGGCGGCCAUUGGUAUUCGUGUGUCGAAAUGGAUAACGUACCAUGGACUGGCUCUUAAUGUUACUACUGAUCUAACACCGUUUAGUUCGAUAGUUCCGUGUGGGAUUAGAGAUAGACAAGUUGGGAGCAUAAAGGGUUUGCUUGGAGAUGAAGAACAUGGAGAGGUUGGUGAUUUGAGGUUGAUAGAUAUUGCUCAUGAGUCUUUGCUUAAGGAGUUCUCUGAAGUUUUCCAGCUUCAAAUCGAAAAGGAGACAGUUGCAGAUCCUUAUAUUUUGUAAGCUGAGCCUUUCAAACGUUUGGAGUGAGAAAAGUCUUGCAAUCUCUGUAACAAUGUUGUAACGUUUUUAACAUAAAGAUCUUGUCCCGAGAAAAAGGUUUAUUGGCAGUUGUGACAUCAUCUGCUUUUUGUAGAUUUUUGUGUGAGAUUACUUCUCUUUUGCACUGUU